Zophobas morio is the source of this 1909-nucleotide messenger RNA. Its product is annotated as sodium-coupled monocarboxylate transporter 1-like. Bases 62 to 1795 code for a protein of 577 amino acids. The transcript has 7 exons. Lineage: Eukaryota; Metazoa; Arthropoda; Insecta; Coleoptera; Tenebrionidae. Gene Ontology annotation, cellular component: membrane. Gene Ontology annotation, molecular function: symporter activity. The record is from RefSeq and is a predicted model, not a curated record. Gene Ontology annotation, biological process: transmembrane transport; sodium ion transport.
UCUAUCGUUAAACUUUACAGAAGUUUUAUAGUAUUUAUCUGACUUUAUUUGAUACUGUAAAAUGCCUCUUAAUGAAUCUUCUCUCUACCCUAUCGACUACAUUAUUUUCAUAGCCACGUUAGCGGUCAGUACUUUAAUUGGAUUGUAUUUCGGAUGUAUGGGCAACAGACAAUCAACUGUUAAAGAAUAUGUACUAGGAGGAAAGAGAAUGAGAAUUAUUCCGGUGGCGGUAUCAGUUGCCGUGAGCCACUUUUCUGGUACCGCGCUCCUCGCAAUACCAGCAGAUGUUAAUAGAUACGGAGCGAGUGUUUGGUUGUUCGUUUUUGCAUUUCUAGUGAUGAGUACUGCAGCUGUUUUCGUCUAUCUACCAGUUUUCUUCAAACUACAACUGACCAGUACUUACGAAUAUUUAGAGAAACGGUUUGACCACAAAACAAAAAUUUUGGGUUUAUUCUUUUAUAUACUGGCUGAGAUUCUCACGUUCCCGAUUCUUGUGUACACUCCAUCUCUAACUUUUACCACUGCUAGCGGAAUUAACGUUCAGGUGAUCGCAGUAGUACUAUGUGCUAUAUGCAUCUUCUACACUUCUCUAGGAGGUCUCAAAACUGUAGUCUGGACCGAUUUUCUUCAGUUCAUCAUUAUAAUGGCAUGCUUGGUUACUAUUUACACCAUCGGGCUUAAUCAGUCUGGAGGAUUUCUACAAAUCUGGCAAACAGCAUCCCUCGGCGAACGACUACAAGUUUUUAAUUUUGGUUUGGAUUUUACAGCUCGAGACAACUUCUGGGGGCUCAGUUUGGGUUGUGGAGCAACUUUUACUGCAAUCACAGUCGUACACCAAACCGGCGUCCAAAAAUUUUUAUCACUUCCAACGUACAAAGACUUUGUUUGGUCAGUCGCAUAUGUCGUGAUUAGUUUAUGCUGCGUCCAAACUUUCGGCGUUUUCAUUGGUCUGGAAAUUUACGCGAAAUAUAAAGAGUGUGAUCCCCUUUCUAGUAAACAAAUCCAAAAACAUGAACAGCUGCUACCUUUCUUCGUGACGCAAAUAGCGUCAAAUAUACCGGGCGUUUGUGGUCUGCUUGUGGCAGCAAUAUGUAGUGCUUCUCUGAGUUCAAUGUCGUCGAAUCUGAACGCGCUGGCUGCUGUCAUCUACAAAGAACUUGUUUGUAAAUUCUUACAAGAUAAGUCCGAAACACGGUCUACUUUUGUUUUAAAAAUAAUUGUUUUACUGAUGGGAAUUGUGGGUACUUGUUUGGUUUUUGUAUUGGAACGACUAGGAGAAAUACUUAGCGUUAUGUCGUUGGUUUUUGGAAUUGCACAAGGACCUUUACUCGGGCUAUUUUCACUUGGAAUGUUAGUUCCUCGGGCUAAUUCAAAGGGUGCUUUCUUUGGAACUCUUGGUGGUUUUAUAUCAAUAUUGGGUCUAACGAUUCCUUCUAAAUAUUACAUGUUGAAAGGUCUAAUAAAAACCCCAACAAAAUCGCUCUCUACCAGUGGCUGUAGUUACAACCAAUCACUUUGGAGCAACGUCAGUUCGACAAUACUCCACAAACCAGUACCAAGUCAAUCGAUUCCAGUCGAACCAAAUGCAAUUUUCAAGACAUCGUUCUUCUUCUAUACACUAUUUGGUGCGAUUAUGACAUUCAUUUUCGGUCUGGUGAUCAGUUACGUCACCACAGCUGAUCCUCCAGUGGACGAAAAUCUUCUAAGUCCGGUUUGUCGGUUUAGAAAAUCAAAACGAAGGGCAGACGGCACGUAUUUAGGUGUCGAAGAAGCUUUGCAAACUUUGGAAAAAUAAAUUUGAACACUUCAUUAUGACCGUUUCUCGAAAUUAUUUGAAACUGAUUACGAUUUGAAGUUAAAAGUUAAUAUUUUUACCAAUUUUAUUAACAUGUUAAUUCUAUAAAAAUAA